Schistosoma turkestanicum is the source of this 2076-nucleotide messenger RNA. NCBI's taxonomy places the organism in Eukaryota, Metazoa, Platyhelminthes, Trematoda, Strigeidida, Schistosomatidae. The record is from the annotation of a GenBank genome assembly.
AUGCUGUCCAAGUGUUCUGUUGGUACACGUUUCUCGAAUUCAUUGGUAGAGCGUGUAAAUAAACGUGCUAUUCUUGUCAAAUUACCUAAAACAAAUGGUUUCAAAGCAGUUAUCAGAAUACCUAAAACAGAGACAAAAAGCAAUGAAAAUUUCAAGUCAUUAGUUGUCGGAUCAAAAUUGACAUGCCGUAUAACUGAUCAUGAUUUUCUAGAGAACGUAGCUAUAGCUACAAUAAACAAGAAACUGUUGAGUGUACCGUUUUUGUCUCUUCAUGAAUUAAAACCUGGGAAUAAAGUAUCGGCCACUGUUAAACGUUAUUCAAAAACUGGCAUUGUUGUUCACCUAGAGGGUCGGAUUCACGGACUAAUACCUUAUCUACACACAACUGAUGUUAAUCUCAAAGAUCAUAAAGAGAAAUUUAAAGCAGGCGAAAAAAUUUCUUGUUUAGUUUUACAACUUGACGAAUGUGCCAAUAAAUUGAUUUUAACCGCAAAACCAGGUUUAAUAAAUGCUGAACUUCCAAUAUUUGGCAGUCAGGAAAUGUAUUCUGCACUGGAAAAGGCCAAUAAUGACCAACUAUUGAUUAUAGGGUUUAUUGUUAAGGUCAGUGAAAAAGGUUUACUUAUCUCUGGUUUGGAUAAUAUUCGUGGAUGGAUACCUAGACGUGAGACUGGACUAGCUGAUGAAGAUAUUUUGCAGACAAACUUUUAUCGUGGACAAGUACUGAAAAUGAAAUUUAAACGUGAAAUUAACAUCUCAUCAGAAGAUAAAAUAGAUGAUAAUCAGAGGACUCGUUCAAAGUAUAUGCUUUCCUUAAAGUUUCAUUCUAAGAAAACUAAAAACACACAGUCGAUAUUCUUGAACUCUGUGCAAAUUGGUCAGCUUUUCAGGGCUACUGUAAAUCGGGUACAAGACACUGGAAUUUCUAUUAACCUUUACGACAAUGAAAAGAACAGUAAUACUGACACUCCUGUACUCGGUACAGGAUUUCUGUCAUUUGAUCAAUUAUCUGAUUAUGAAUCAAAUCAACAACUUUUAAGUCGAUAUAUUAAAAAUAUAAAAUCUGGCUCUUCGCUUGAUUGGAAUCACUUUGCUCGUGAUGUUGUCGUUAUUGAUAAAGGGAAGCAAACUGUUAUUUUAUCUGCUAGACCAACAUUAAUUCAAGCAGCUAGUGAUUUGAAUACAAAUAUUAGUACUGAUGUUAAUAAGGCCGAUUCAGAAGUAUCUACUAAAAGGCCUGGUUUCCUAAGAACGUUUGAUGAAUUACAAGUUGGUAGUCAGUGGUUUGCUUGGGUGUCACAUCACAAGGACUACGGUGUAUUUGUUCACUUUCCCGCUGGGAUUUAUGGUUUGGCACCGAAGCAUCUUUUAUCUGACUGUCGCGUUCCGUCUAAUACUAACUGGACUGAAUUGUUUCCAGUUGGUGCUACUGUUAUUGCCAAGAUUGUUGAAGUGACUCCUGAAAAACGUCAUUGUUUGAUAAGCUUGAAAAUGUUUGAUAUAUACACUGCUAAAGAAAAUUAUGUUAAUGAGGCAAUACAUUCACUAAAAUAUUAUUUAACUGAAAGAGAAUGGAUCUCACAGAAACACGAGCUCUUAGGUUCGUUUCGUAUUGGAGAUCAUGUUGAUUUCAAAGUUGAAACAUUGGAAAAUUCUGUAAUUUUUGGUAAGGCAAGUAAACUAUCAGAGAAAAAUCCCACUAAACAACACGCAUGGGUACCAGCUUUGGUGUAUGUGGCGAAUUCAAAAAAUACAGACUGUGUAAUUUCUCAAACAUACUCAGGUAUUGUAUGUUUUGUUGAUCAUGAACAAUCACGACUAGAAAUUGUCCUAUCCACUUGGUUGGUAAACAGUAUGAUGACAAGAAAAGAGAAUGUUUCUAGUUGUUUAAAACGAAAUCAACAAGUAUCGUCUAUUGUACUGGCAUAUCGGAAUCGUGACGUAGUCGUUCUUGGUUUACGUGGUCAUGCAACUGGAUUAUUAGGUGUUGUACCAGCAAGACGUACAUUUAAUGAUGUAGUGGGUGGAAAUGCUUGGGUUGUUGGCCAACGAAAUAAAAUAACUUUUCGACAGUAA